AUGGAGCCACUAUAUCUCCCGAACCUCGAGGAACGGACACUGGCCAGAUUCGAUGAUCUCGCCAAAAAAGAAAAGAUAUUCUACAAGGAAGCCAUCUCCGAAUUGAUCACAGUCAGCGGAUUUCAUUUUCAAUUCAUCGUCGCCGGUAUACUGAAAAGGAAACCAAUCCUUCCUGCCAAUGCGCCCAGUAGAUCAAAAGUUGGCGGUCCGUUUGUGAAUCCAGAUCCAGAGGAAGUUGUGACGGACCUGGGUUCCACUCAUCGUCUGCUAGUGAACAAGUAUGGCAUCUUUCGGCCAAUGACUGUUAUACCGACUAGACACUAUGCCCUUCAGACGGAUGAUCUUGAUCUUUCGGAUAUCAAUGCGGCAUGGUCUGUCUUGAAGGCAUUCCAGACUCCAUCUUUGAUUAUUUACAAUUGCGGUAUCAACGCCGGAUCGUCUCAAGGUCACAAGCAUACUCAGGUGUUUCCCUUGCCCACUCAUCCACUGUGGCCUUUGGAAGCUGCGUCCUGUGACGCCAUCUCCACUGAUAUCAAGCAUGUGCCUUUCAAGCACUAUGUUCUUCGGCUACCAGCACAUGCCGAUGCAAACACUGUCUACGAGGCAUACCUUCGCCUUCUCAGAUCAUCUCGCGAAGCACUAGUGAGAUCAGGCGAAGGCAGUCGAGAUUACAAUGUAGCCAUAACUGCAGACUGGAUUGCCGUUAUACCUCGUCGGACCAGCGAUGGACCUUACGGAGCUAAUGCUGCCGGCAUGCUGGGCAUUAUAUAUCUACCCGACAGGGAAGAAAGAGACAAAUGGUCUCAGCUCGGUUAUACAAAGCAACUCGUGGCCUUUGGUAUACCGAUUGAUGCGUGA
This is a messenger RNA of Aureobasidium melanogenum CBS 110374, 858 nucleotides long. RefSeq lists its product as uncharacterized. Gene Ontology annotation, biological process: nucleotide metabolic process. The transcript has 3 exons. NCBI's taxonomy places the organism in Eukaryota, Fungi, Ascomycota, Dothideomycetes, Dothideales, Saccotheciaceae. The record is from RefSeq and is a predicted model, not a curated record. Gene Ontology annotation, molecular function: ATP binding; ATP:ADP adenylyltransferase activity. Bases 1 to 858 code for a protein of 285 amino acids.